GGUGAAAUUGCUAUAAGACGACCACGCCGAACUCAUGGGGUUAAGUGAAGUGUGAAUAUCAUCAACGAACCAGAGCUGUAAAAUUCCUGGUUUUGUUUUGAAGGGCAGGAGCAGCAGGGCUCCCAUUCGGUUCUGCUUAGGAUUGACCCUCGCUCGCUGCCGUAGGAAGACAGAGCGGGCGCACUCGGAAGGCAGUCAGCAAGAUGGCGGUGCUCGCAGCGGCAAGGAGGCUCUCAGGGGUUUUUAGAUCUUUCUGUUCUUCAGUCUCUUCAGUUUAUAAUGGUUCUUGUAGUACCUACCCUAUUUCUCAGUUGUUUUUGCUUCGCUCCUACCAUGGACAGAUAUCAACAUUCUCCCCACAAAAACCUCUUCUCUCUCUUGGUAGUGGUUCCUUUGAACAUUCAGUUUCAAUAAUGAACAGUGUAACACCUCUGCUUCAAAGUAUCUUUCAUCAGCAAGUGAGAUGCCGCAUCCAAUACAGCUUAAGGAAGGGAAAAAGAAAAACUGUAAAAGCUGUGGUUAAGAGAUUUCUUCGAUUGCACUGUGGCCUUUGGCUAAGGAGGAGGGCUGGUUACAAGAAAAAACUGUGGAAAAAAAAUCCUAGGAGGAGAAAGCGUUUGAGGGAACAAGUGUUCUGCAAUAAAACUCAGAGUAAGCUGCUUGAUAAAAUGACCACCUCAUUCUGGAAAAGAAGAAACUGGUAUGUCAAUGAUCCCUUCCAGAAAUACCACGACCGUACAAACCUUCACUUGUAAAUUGUCAAAUGAACAUCAGUUACGUUCUUUGUAUUCCAGUACAAGAACAAAUGUGCAGACCAGUCAUUUUCUGAAUAUGUGUGACAUGUUCCUAUUAAAUUACUGAUGCGAAAUAAUCUGUUUAGUCUGAAUAUGGAUUUCAUAGCUAACUUUAUCCUGGAGUUAUUUUGAUAUCUACUUGGCCUUCAUGAUGCUGUUUGUUUAUGUAUAUUCUCCAAAAAACUCUGGGGCCUUCUAGAAACAGGUGUCAUUAAUAUGAGAUGAGGUGGCACUGGAAUUGCAUACAGGUAGACUCAUUCUACUGGAAUAUAUGACUUUUGUGUUGUACCUGAAGCUCUAGGCAUGUUACAGCAAAAGGGGUGAAUACUUAUGCAACCAACAAAUGCCAGUUUUCUUUUCUUUAUUAAACUUUGGGGCCAGAAUGAAAAUACUUUGCAUCUUCACAGUGCUGACUAUCAUGUGUACGUCAAGCGAUAGCAACACCAAUAAAAUUAAUUUUAGUUUCAAGGUGUAACACAAUAAAAUGUGGAAAUGUCAAA
Molecule: messenger RNA, 1294 nt
Organism: Varanus komodoensis (Komodo dragon)
Lineage: Eukaryota; Metazoa; Chordata; Lepidosauria; Squamata; Varanidae
Gene: MRPL35
Product: mitochondrial ribosomal protein L35
Exons: 4
Coding region: 204-755 (183 amino acids)
Biological process (GO): translation
Cellular component (GO): mitochondrion; ribosome
Molecular function (GO): structural constituent of ribosome
Source: RefSeq, a predicted model, not a curated record